GUGCCUCCCUGUGAGGGAGGCGAGAACAUGGCGGAAGCGGAGGAGAGGCUGCGUCCGCUGAGCGGGCGCUAAAGAAGGGGGCCUUCGUCUUUCCCUCUCAAGCACCCGCCCCGCCCCCCCUCAGCGCGCGCGGCGACCGUUGGUGGACAAAUCAUUCCACAGUUAUGGAGCAUGAACCAAGCACAACAACAUCUUCCACAGGCACAACAACGAUAGCCACCACAUCUUCCCCUUCCCGUACACAGCCUCCUCAGAUAUCUGUUUAUAGUGGGUCAGAUCGACAUGCUGUACAGGUUAUUCAGCAGGCUUUGCAUCGUCCCCCUAGCUCUGCAGCUCAGUAUCUUCAGCAGAUGUAUGCAGCUCAACAGCAGCAUUUAAUGUUACAAACAGCGGCUUUGCAACAGCAGCAUUUGAGCAGCGCUCAGUUCCAGAGUUUGGCCAGCGUACCACAGACAAACUUAUCAGGAGGAAGGCAAUGUGCAUCCCCCAAUGGCAGUGUCACUCAGCAGUCAAGCGUGUCAGAAACUUCUAUAAAUCUCUCUGCUUCUCCUACACCUGCUCAGCUAAUAAGCCGUUCACAGGCAUCCAACACCAGUAGCAGUAGCCUUACCCAACAGACCAUGCUACUAGGGAGUACGUCCCCUACUCUGACUGCCAGCCAGGCUCAAAUGUAUCUUCGAGCUCAAAUGCUGAUUUUUACACCUGCUACCACUGUGGCGGCUGUCCAGUCUGACAUUCCUGUUGUGUCAUCAUCAUCUUCGUUUCCCUGUCAGUCUGCAGCUACUCAGGUCCAGAAUUUGACACUGCGCAGCCAGAAGCUGGGUGUAUUGUCCAGUUCACAGAAUGGCUCUCCAAAAACGAGUAGUCAAGCCCAAACACUGAGUGCAUGUCUUAAUAAACCUAUAACCAGUACCAAAGCUAGCCAGUCAGAUCCUCCAGAAAGCAAAAGGAAGGGAGACAGCCCAACUGCAGAGCUUCGGAGUCCAGCUGUUACACGUACAUCAAGUAUUCAUCAACUCAUAGCACCAGCUUCAUAUUCACCGAUUCAGCCUCACUCUUUGCUAAAGCAUCAGCAGUCCUCUCUUCAGUCUCCACCUUCAAAAAUUUCCCACCAUCAGUUGAUCUUCCAGCAGCAGCAAGUUCAACCAAUCACACUCCAGCUUCCUCCAAAUCAGGAAACUUCUCCAUCACAUCACUGUGUACCACUCCAGAGUCAUGCCCUCCCUCCACCUCCCAGUAGUACCACAUCACAACAUUGUACAUCUGUUCACAUCCAUGCCCCCCUGCCUCCUCCACUUUCUCCAACUCCAUCCCAGUCUUCACAGCAAUCAGUGGUAGUAUCACCCGCACCACCAUCUUCUCCCAGUCAGUCACCAACCAUAAUUAUCCAUCCCCAAGCUCUUAUUCAGUCACAGUCACAUCAACUAGCAUCAUCAGCACUUCAGCCAGAGCAUAACCAAGCACAAGUUGAUGGUAGUCCAACAGAACCAGUACCACAGUCUGCUAGUCUUCCACCCCAGCUGACAUCUUCCCCAGUAGUACAUAUUGGGUCUGCUGAUCCACCUUCCAUAGUGUCCACAGGACAACAGAUAACAUCUCCAACAGCUCAUCCACAGUAUCCAGCUUUACAACCCACACCAAUUCCAGUUGCAACUUCUGCACAGAUGUCAACAUCUCCCGCACACAACCAAACACUCCCCCUUCCUCCUGUGCAGUCUUUACAUGUACAGCCUGAAAUUUUGUCCCAGGGUCAGGUUUUGGUGCAAAAUACAUUGGUUUCUGAGGAGGAACUUCCUGCUGCUGAAGCUUUGGUACAGCUGCCAUUUCAGACUCUUCCACCUCCCCAAACAGUUGCAGUAAACCUUCAAGUACAACAGGCAGUACCUGCAGAGACCCCCGUGAUUUAUCAAGUAGAUGAGAUGUGUGAAGAAGAUAUUCCAGAAGAAUCAGAUUGUGUCCGUAUGGCUAGGACCCCCACUCCACCCACCUUGUCACCACCAGCUAUAAACAGAGAAGAUCUUUCCUAUGAGGAGCCAUUUUCAGAACAAGAUGGACAUCCUUCAGUUGCUUCAUCAGUCAGCGCUUCUGUAAUUAAAUCAUCAUCAGACCCUUCACAUGCUUCUAUUCCACAACCACCUCUUUUGCUUCCAGCAGUCACAACAAGAAGUAACACUGCACCAGUGUCUAAUAGGAAUCCUUGCAUAGAUAACAAACUUCCACAGGCUAUCGUUAAGCCACAAAUCCUGACCCAUGUUAUUGAGGGCUUUGUAAUCCAAGAGGGGUUAGAGCCAUUUCCUGUAAGUUCUUCAUCUCUUAUGGUUGAUCAGCCUGCAAAAAAGAGAGCCCUAGUGGAAGGACAGGUGAUGAAUGUUAUGUGUGUUGAGCCAGAGCUACAGAACAAUGCAAAACAUGCAGACAACUCAUCAGACACAGAGCUGGAGGAUAUAAUUGCUGAAGAGGGACUAGAUGAGAUGGAAACUGAUCUCCUCAAGUGUGAGUUCUGUGGGAAAAUGGGCUAUGCGAACAAGUUCCUGCGGUCAAAGCGGUUCUGCACCAUGUCCUGUGCUAAGAGGUACAAUGUCAGUUGCAGUAAGAAAUUUGGAUUAUAUUCAGCAGACAAGAGCAGUCGUUGGAACCGGAACCCAGAUAGUCAAAGCCUUGGGCGACGUGGGCGACGGCCAGGCAGUUGUGAUGGAGCUCCUAGAGAACCCUUCCAUAGACAGCUUCCAAUUACUUAUCCAUCUGCAGAAGAAGACUUGGCUUCUCAAGAAGAUAGUGUGCCAGUUGCCAUGACCACUCGCCUGCGAAGGCAAAGUGAAAGGGAAAGAGAACGUGAACUUAGGGAUCUGAGAAUUAGAAAGUCAGCAGAAAACAUAGAUUUGUUACCAGCUGUGCAAUCUGACCCAUCCAUAUGGACUGUUGAAGAUGUUUGGGCCUUCAUACACUCUUUGCCAGGUUGUCAAGAAAUUGCUGAUGAAUUUCGAGCCCAAGAGAUUGAUGGACAGGCUCUUCUCUUACUAAAAGAGGAUCAUCUUAUGAGUGCAAUGAAUAUUAAGCUAGGACCUGCCCUAAAAAUCUGUGCACGGAUCAAUUCCUUGAAGGAAUCGUAGUGGAAAACUAGGGCUUUAAAGCUCAGCUUCUGUCAGAUGAUAGACUUAUAAAGUAAUAAGCAAACAUCUCAAUAUUUGAUGUAAUUAUUACUGCUAUGUUUUGCUAAGCAUCUUUUCCCACAUACAGACUAUUGGAAGAGCACAUUUAAUGUAACCUUCCAAACCUUCCAGUAAUUAUCCAGCUUAUCAGGAAGCAUAAGCUGUGCUGGCAAAUUAUCGUAGUCAAAUGCAGAGCAAGGUAGAGUAAGUGUAAAGCUCUAUGAAGUCUAUGUAAUAUGUUGUGGGUGGUGCUUAUUCCAAAAAGCCAAUUAUUUACCAUACAAAAUUUAAGAUUUUUUAGAUAAUAUAACCUUGAUUACCAUUUUAAAUUGUGUUUAUAUACACUUUUUCCUUUGUAGAAAGCUUUUUAAGAAUAUGGAUUAACAGAAGAGUCCACAGAGUCUGUGGAAGUGUUGAUUAUGGUAAAAUGCUAUGCAUUUAAUUGUGCUCUUUCAGUUUCAAUUGAUCUUGAGUGUACAGGUUGAAGGGAAUUUGCAACGGAUCUCCCAUUCUAUCAUAACCUUAAAUCUCACCCACCGUGUUAUUUCCUUUAAGUGCAGAAGAUUAUCCGUCAAAGCCGUCUGCUUUCAGAUUCUUAGGUCCUCCUUAUCAAAAAAAGCAGCACUCCCAUGUAUACAAACAUGUUGAAUGUGUUUUGUUUUUUUAAUGGCAGCACGGAGGUGUCUUUGAUAAAUGAAGUUGCACAGUGAACAUGAUGAACAUAAUGGUAAAGCUGCUGGAAACUGGAAUGGCAUGUCAUACUUUUUAAAGAAUACCUACAAAUAUUUUAUGCUGAUUAUUUUAUGUUGCUAUGCACAGAAGAGAGCAUUGUGUUGUUACUCUUCUAGUUCUUCUUGCUGCUAGUUAACAUAGAUCAAAGGAAUUAACACAUACUUUUCCAUCCACUCAAAAACAAAUGAAAACUGUCAUCCAUGUUCUAGUGUGCAACUCCAAAUCACUGAAUAAUUCUAAAGAACAAAUUAGAGGAACAGUCAUUUCUGGACCUUCUUUUCCUGCUAUAGUUCUUGUUAACUCCCUUUAUUAACCCCCUUCAGUAGAUAUUCUACUGGGUAUUGCUAGGGACACUGUUCUUCACUUCAUGUUUGGAAUAAGUUCUUUUUGCAAUGACAGUGAUUUCAGCUCUUAAUAUUUUCUCAUGGCUCAGUGUUACCUGCAAAUGCUACGAUGAAAAUUACUUAAGCCAAUUUCACCAAAGUAUUAAGAAGUAGUAUUCAUAUAUUUUCAAUAUUUUAAAAUUUUGCAUUAGAUACCUGGAAGCCCUGCUCAUUGAGAAAUUUUCCCAAGCAAAACAUAUGAAAGGUUCACAAGACCAAGGAAUUUCAGUUCACUUCAAUAAGUGUUUGUACAAAAGAAAAGCCCUGAUUUUCACCACUGUGUGAUUAAAUGUGAAUCUUCCACAAAAAGAUAUCUAUAUUAAUUUCAGGCUUGUAUACAUUUCAAUAAUAAUAUUAAAAUGGAUUUCUUUCUUGGAAAUGAUUUACUAAAUGAUUACUAAACUUUUAGGCACUAUAACUGUUAUCCAGUUAAUGUUCUGCUGAUGAAAUGUAUCAGUGGAAUGAGGAUAGAAAUAUUUUUUGUUUUCCUCUUCCCUGAAGCAAUCCCCCACAUUCUUCCAAAAUCUGCAUCUUUUUAUCUAAACGCUAAACAUAAGAGUAGACAAAACAACAUUGUGUUUCUUUGCUUUGAGUGAGGUCAGGUACAACCCAAAAAAUGGGUUAAGAAAGAUCAGUAUUCUUUGUCAGCUUAACAACAGUGUCACAAUUUUUACUAAAUAGCACUCAUGAAUACAGAAAAGUUACCUAAAUUUACUCAUCUGUAACCAUUCCGUAUUCACAAUCGCUACUAAAUCCCAAUUGUGUCACUAUUGCCCAACCUACUUUACUAGGCAUCAGCUGUAUGGGGAGAAGGAGGUCCAUUCUGCUGGUCAUCAGAACACAGGUGAAUGACAUCUCAUUCUGUGUUUUUUGUGGGAGGGGCGCAAGCCAGGAGAGGUAAGUUAGGGCCUAAACAGACAGCCCUAAAGGGGUGGCUUAAUGCUGCCCCUUUGAAUGCUGGGUUGGGGCCGUUGCAACCACAUGCCACAACCCCAACCUAACUGUUUGCCGGUGCAAAAAGAAGCAGCAGAAAACCGCUCCUUUUUGAGCCAGCAAAGCACAAGCUUUUCCAUCACCGCCUCAAGUUUACAGCGCUCCUGUGAUGUGUGACGUCUAAAUGCUGUGCCACCAGAGCACCGCAAAGCUGCCCUCUGUGCAGUCAGGCAGGAGGCUUCAGAGCAGCUUCCUGCCAGCUUAGGGGGAUGCAUCGUCUAAACAACAUGCUCCCAAGCCAUUGGGAAGCCGCCGCAAAGGGUCCAUCUGUUUCACCCCUUAGUUAUAUAAUGUGGACCUUAACAUACUUUGGGGAGAGCCACCAAAGAAGUAAAUAAAUGAGCAUCUGUGUAAAUAAUCAAGAAUUAAAAGUUAGGUUAAUUAAGUAGGUGAUUAAGAAUACUGAUCAAGGUUUUUAUUUCAUUUAUGCAUUGGCACCUUUUUAAAUUACAGGCUAAAUCUCCCUUAUCCCAAAUUCCGAAAUCCAAAAGAUACCAAAAUCGUCCACAUUGGUGGCUCAUCCCUUUGCUUUCUGAUGGUUCAGUGUACACAAACUUUGUUUCAUGCACAAAAUUAUUAAAAAUAUUGUGUAUAAAAUGACCUUCAGGUUAUGUGUAGAAGGUGUAUAUGAAACAUAA
Sceloporus undulatus (fence lizard) is the source of this 5895-nucleotide messenger RNA. It is a transcript of the gene PHC3, whose product is annotated as polyhomeotic homolog 3. Gene Ontology annotation, cellular component: nucleus; PRC1 complex. NCBI's taxonomy places the organism in Eukaryota, Metazoa, Chordata, Lepidosauria, Squamata, Phrynosomatidae. Gene Ontology annotation, molecular function: zinc ion binding; protein binding. The record is from RefSeq and is a predicted model, not a curated record.